Molecule: messenger RNA, 3993 nt
Organism: Carica papaya (papaya)
Lineage: Eukaryota; Viridiplantae; Streptophyta; Magnoliopsida; Brassicales; Caricaceae
Product: Leucine-rich repeat protein kinase family protein
Biological process (GO): protein phosphorylation
Molecular function (GO): receptor serine/threonine kinase binding; ATP binding; protein kinase activity
Source: RefSeq, a predicted model, not a curated record
CAAAUUGCAUCCUCACAAUCUUCAUCUUCUUCCUUCUUCUACCCCUCACUGAAACACACAUAAGAGACACACACAGAGACAAUCGCAGACCCCGUUUACCUUCUUCUUCCUUCUCUUUCUCCUUUAGAUAAACUCGUCGCUAUCGGUCUCUCACCCAGUACCAGUAGCUGCAGUAAAUGCGUUAUCUGUGUCUCUUCUGAAACUUCUCUCAAACCAGUCCCCACCAUUCUUUAUUAUUAAUGUGGUAGUGUUGUUGGUGGCGGUGUUAUUAGCUUCUUAAUCUAUCUCUCUUCACGGGUCCAGUUCUCUCACGUUUUUUUUUUUUGUUUGUCUUGUUCUGGAUUUUCUCUGUUACUAUCUCCAGUUUUUGCUUCCUGGGUCUUCCUUUUUUUUGCCUUGAAAAUGUACUUGGAAAUUUCUGAGAGAGGAGGCAGACUUGUUUUGGAUCGUGAGCUUUGACGGCUCUUUUCUUCUUCUUCUUCUUCUUCAUGGUUUUCUUGUAGCUCUGCUCUGGCGUUUUUGUUUGUCUUGAGAAAAAAAAAAUGGGGUCUUGACUGAUUUUCCUGAAUGUUCAAUAUCUGGACGAGAAUUGCUCAUGGGGGUAUUUUUUAUUGGUUCUGCAUGAAGAAAUCUUUCUUUGGUCCCGUUCGUGUAUUGUUUGGCUAACAGGGUUUUGUUCAUUUUGUCUUGGAAGUAGAAAUUCUUGCUCUUGCUGUUGGGUUUCUGUUUAAAGUUUAAGACUUUGGUGCUGCAAACUUGUUUAAGAUUUUAGGAAUUUGGUGCUAUCUCCAGUAUUUGCUUGAAUUUCAGCUUCCUAAACUUCUAUCUGGUGGAAUCUUGGAGGACUCUUCUUGCGUGGGUCUCUAAGCACAUAACAUAGUUCCCAGUUCUGUUUGAAUUUUUCAUUUUUAAUCCCUUAUGAAAGUCGUGGGAAAGUUUGAAAUCUAGGCAAGGAUUGUUCAUGGGGAUCUCUUUUUCUAAUUCUGCAUGAAGAAAUCUUUACGGGGUUUGGCUCAUUUUGGCUUGAAAGUGUUGAGUUUUGCUCUUGCUGUUGGGUUUCUUCUGUUUAAAGUUCAAGGCUUUGGUGUUACACAAACUUGUUCAAUGGGGCAUCUGUCUAAUUCAUGGAAAAGUUGGAAAUCGAGGAAAGAAUUGCCCAAGGGGAUCUCUUUGUCUAAUUCUGCAUGAAGAAAUCUGUAUUGGGUUUAGCUCAUUUUGGCUUGAAAGUGUAAAGUUCUGCUCUUGCUGUUGGGUUUCUUUUGUUCAAAGUUCAAGACUUUGGUUGGUGCUGCACAAACUUGUUCAAUGGGGCAUUUGGAUUUGGUUCCUGUAUUGUUGCUUUCAUGGGUUUUCUUUAUUCACACUUCCCAUGAACUGCAAACCUCUCAUACUCAAGUUCUCUUACAGCUUAGGAAGCAUUUAGAGUACCCUUCACCUUUGGACAUUUGGGGAAAUUACACGGGAGAUUUUUGCAACAUCUCUUCAUCUCCACAUAUGAGCAUCUCAUGCCAGGAUAAUUCUGUCACUGAGCUUAAAAUAAUGGGGGAUAAGCUGGUCAAGGUCAGUGAGUUCAAUGGUUUUGCAAUACCCAAUCAAACUCUCUCUGAGAGUUUCUCUAUGGAUUCUUUCAUUACCACACUAACAAGGUUAACAAGCUUGAGAGUUCUCAGUUUAACUUCUUUGGGUAUUUGGGGACCAUUGCCUGACAAAAUUCAUAGAUUAUCUUCGCUUGAAGUUUUAGACUUAUGCUCCAAUUUCUUCUUUGGUACUCUUCCACCUGAAAUAUCUAGAUUGGUUAAGCUUCAAAUUCUAACACUGGAUGCCAAUUAUUUUAAUGGUAGUAUACCGGAUUCCUUGGAUUCGUUGUCGAACCUUACAACUUUGAGCUUCAAGAACAAUUGGUUAACUGGCCUUUUCCCCUCCUCAAUAUGCAAAAUCACCACAUUAAUUGAUCUUGCCUUGUCUCAUAAUGAGCUUUCUGGUAAAUUACCUGAUUUGAGUACCAUAACUAGCCUAAAUGUAUUGGAUUUAAGAGAUAAUCAUUUAGAUUCCAAGCUGCCUGUGAUACCUGAAAGAUUGGUAACUGUUCUUCUAAGCGAUAAUGCAUUCUCCGGAGAUAUUCCUGAACAAUAUGGCACAUUAAGUCAGCUUCAGCACCUUGAUUUAUCCUUCAAUAAUCUUAGUGGGACACCCUCUUCUGCAUUGUUCUCUUUGCCAAACAUCAGUUACCUGAACUUAGCAUCCAACAUGUUCAGUGGUUCAUUCCCUGAGCUAAAAUGUGGUAGCAGCCUCGGUUUUGUUGAUAUUUCGAAUAACAAGUUAACGGGUGAACUUCCUUCAUGCUUAGACAGAAUAUCAGAUAAAAGAGUGGUUAAAUUUGGUGGGAAUUGCUUGUCCAUUGAUGAUCGAGAUCAGCAUCAGGAAUCACAUUGUAAAGUGGUUGGUAUGGGGUUGAAACAAUCAAGACGAAAAUCAAUAGGAGUAUUGAUUGCUGUAAUUGUUGGAGCUGUACUUAUUUUGGUGCUUUUAGCAUUGGGAUCUCUUGUUUUAUUUAGAAGAUACUCUAAAGGCGCUACCUUUGAACAGCGUACGCGACCUAAGCUUGUGCAAGAUAAUCCACUGGCUGGAGUUUCCUCUGAGGUCCUUGCAAAUGCCAGGUUUAUUUCUCAAACGGUGAAGCUUGGGACACAAGGUUCUCCAGCAUCUCGAUCUAUUUCCUUCGAAGAGUUGAAGGAGGCCACAAACAACUUCGAUUCAUCAAUGUUCAUGGGGGAAGGCUCUAUUGGGAAGCUUUACAAAGGAAGAUUGGAAAAUGGAACUUAUGUUGCCAUAAGAUCUUUGUCUUUAUUAAAGAAAUUUUCGGUUCAAAACCUUAAGUCGGUAGACUUGCUUUCAAAGCUUCAUCAUCCACAUUUGGUAGCACUUUGGGGUCACUGCAUUGAGAGUGGUGGAAGAGAUGAGAUCAGUGCAAGUAAAGUCUUUCUUGUAUAUGAAUAUGUGCCUAAUGGAAACUACCGUGCCAAAUUAUCAGAAAAUUGUCCAGAAAAGGUUCUGAAGUGGUCAGAUAGACUAGCCAUUCUAAUUGGCAUAGCAAAGGCUGUUCAUUUUCUUCAUACCGGGGUAAUUCCUGGUUCCUUCAAGAACCGAUUGAGAACAAAUAACAUAUUACUUGAUGAACACCAUAUCCCAAAACUGAGUGAUUAUGGUAUAUCAUUCAUGACAGAAGAGAAUGAAAAGCUCGAGAUAAAGGGUGAAGAGCCUAAGUCAAGAUGGCCAAAAUCUGAGGAUGAUGUCUACAACUUCGGAUUUAUAUUGCUCGAAUCACUCGUGGGGCCUAUAGUAACCGGCAAAGGAGAGACAUUUCUUCUAAAUGAAAUGGCAUCCUUUGGUAGCCAGGAUGGCCGAAAGAAAAUUGUUGAUCCAGUAAUUCUAACAACUAGCUCACAAGAAUCAUUGUCAAUUGCAAUAUCUAUCACAAACAAAUGUGUAUGUCCUGAUCCAUCAUCUCGUCCCUCUUUCGAGGAUGUUCUCUGGAACUUACAGUACGCAGCUCAAGUCCAAGCUACAGCAGACACUGAACAGAAAUCAGACUAAGAAUCAUCACUGUAAAUUCUCCAGACUCAAGAGAUUCAUCUGCAGAAAGUCUGCAGCUAGUUGGAGGUGCUAUAACUCAAGCCAUAUUCUAACAUUUGAUAAUAAUUCAGUAAAUUUCUGUAGUAAUUACUUAAUGUUACGUGGUAAUUAAGUAACUACGCAAUGUUCAGUAAUUUCUAUACGAAGUUAAUGAAUUAUUAUAAAGUGUUAGAAAAUUAUGAAAGAGUUAUCGAAAAUUUUUUUGGAGACGUAGGGCUAAAUAUCUGCAAAGUUCAAAUGUAAAGUUGUAAAUUUUUUAUUUUUGGUUCUCUCAUAUUUUUUACAUGUUUAAAUUCUUUGGUUAGAAACCCUAGAAUAGUUUAGAUUUUUGUUUAAUUAUCAAUGAAAAUGUGAUACGAU